UCCCAAUUCCCUUACAUAAAAGCUCAAAACCCCUUCCCAAAUCCUCCAUUUCUCUCCACACAAACAAACAAUGGCCCCUCUUCUUCAGCUCCUCCUCUUCCUCCCCUUCCUCCUCUCCUCCGCCUCCGCGAUCGGCGUCAACUACGGCACCCUGGGCGACAACCUCCCCUCCCCCACCCAAGUCGCCCACUUCCUCCAACACUCCACCACCAUCGACCGCAUCAAAAUCUUCGACACCAACCCGGACAUCCUCCGCGCCUUCGCCGGCACCGGCAUCCUCGUCGCCGUCACCGUCCCCAACGGCGAGAUCCCCGCCCUCACCGACCCCGCCUACGCCCGCUCCUACGUCGCCUCCCACAUCGCCCCCUUCCACCCCAAGACCACCAUCAACUACAUCCUCGUCGGCACUGAGGUCCUCCACUGGGGCCCGCAGCCCCUCGUGGACAACCUCGUCCGCGCCAUGAGGUCCCUCCACUCCGCCCUCUUGCAGGCUAACCUCACAUCUAUUAAGAUCACCACGGCCCACUCGCUCGGAAUCCUCGAGUCGUCCGAGCCGCCCAGCCUCGCCCGGUUCCGCCCGGGAUGGGAUAAGGGCGUGCUCGCCCCGCUGCUGCAGUUCCACCGCGAGACCAAAACGCCCUUCAUGGUUAACCCUUACCCUUACUUUGGAUACAGUCCCAAAAAUGCCGAUUUCGCACUUUUCCGGCCGAACAAGGGCGUUUUCGACAAGUACACGAAGCGUACGUACGGGAACAUGUUCGACAUGCUGAUGGACGCGGUGUAUGUGUCGAUGAUGAAGCUCGGGUACAAGGACGUGGAGAUCGCGGUGGGGGAGACGGGGUGGUCUUCGGAUGGGGAGCCGUUCGAGAAGCCGAGGUGCUCGUUGGAGAACGCGAAGGCGUACAAUGGGGAGCUUGUGAGGAAGUACAAUGCCGGGAGGGGAACGCCGCUGAUGCCGAGGAAGAAGUUCGAUGUGUACUUGUUUGCAUUGUUUAACGAGAACCAGAAGACCGGGCCGGCUUCGGAGAAGAAUUUCGGGCUCUUUCGAGGUGAUUUCGAGCAGGUUUAUGAUGCUGGGGUUCUCCGGGCUGACGCUUCUGCACCUGUUAAGCCUGCUCCAAAAACACCACCCGGGACCCAAGGCGGGAAGAAGUGGUGUGUGCCAAAGCCGGAGGCGAGCGAUGCUGCUCUGCAAGCGAACAUCGACUACGUGUGCAGCCAGGGAAUCGACUGCAGCCCAAUUCAGGCAGGCGGCGGUUGCUUCGACCCAAACAACGUUAGGGCUCAUGCCUCUUUCGUCAUGAACUCCUACUAUCAGAAGGAAGGCCGUCACGACUUCAACUGCGAUUUCUCCGGCUCGGCUGUCAUCACCACUACUGAUCCCAGUAAUGGUCCUUGCAAAUACCUUUCCUGAUUCCUAGGGGAGGAAGUUUUCUCUUACAUAUUGAGGGGAAAAUAACAUUUAUUUGUUGAUUUUAGGGCAUCUACUAAUCUUUGUAAUUUAUGCUUCUUCAUCUACCCCUCACCCCUUGAAAAAAAAACAAAAAAUGUAUGAUGGGAGAAAAUUAUUAUGUAGAAAUUAUGGCAUGGAGUAGUUACAUUAUUAUCUAUUGA
This is a messenger RNA of Salvia hispanica, 1614 nucleotides long. NCBI's taxonomy places the organism in Eukaryota, Viridiplantae, Streptophyta, Magnoliopsida, Lamiales, Lamiaceae. The record is from RefSeq and is a predicted model, not a curated record.